AUGCUGCUGCUGCUGAUGCUGCUGUUUUUGAUUUGGUUUGAUGUUGGUCUGUUUUUCCUUUGAUGGAGAUAGCCGUCGUCUCUCUGGGUGGGAGGGAGGUUGGGAGCUGCUCGGCGCGCUUGCAGAGCGUGAUGCUGCACGACUUUUUUGUCUUUGUUUGACCAGAAGGAAUCCAGCCGGUCAAUUUAGAGCUUGGAAAGGUACCUAGGUACCUGGGUACAUAAAAUCAUAGGUACCGGACCCACCUGAAUUCCAAAGCUCUAGAGUGAAUGUAGGUGGGUUACCCACCUUGAAGAAGAGCCGCAACCCUCCAACAACCCGCAGUUCCUCCAAGUCAUCUUCCCUGUGCUUUCAACCUCUAUCAUCCUCAAUUCCCCACAAUGCCAGGCGUCCGAAGCACUGUAGAUCGGCUCGAUAGGCCGAGCGCUUACUACAACAAUAGGAAUAAGCGCCGGAGGAGCGACAAGGACCAUCGAGAUGGAGAUGACGAGUCUGGCCAGCCAGAGCAACCACAGGAGGACCCAUUGAAGGAUGCGACGACCCUCUACGUUGGCAACUUGUCAUUCUACACAACCGAGGAGCAAGUAUACGAGCUGUUCAGCAAAUGUGGGGAGAUCAAACGGCUAGUAAUGGGCCUUGACAGGUUCAACAAAACCCCGUGCGGAUUCUGCUUCGUCGAGUACUACACCCAUCAAGACGCCCUGGACUGCAUGAAAUAUAUCGGCGGCACCAAGUUGGACGAGCGCAUCAUCCGGACCGAUCUCGACCCCGGAUUUGAGGAAGGCAGGCAGUAUGGGAGGGGCAAGUCUGGAGGUCAGGUUCGGGACGAGUAUCGCGAGGAUUAUGAUGAGGGCAGAGGAGGCCAUGGCAGAGCUCUCCAUGACGCGGCGAGGCUGAGAGAGGUUGAACGCAGAGACCUGGAGUCGGAUGUUGGACGUUUGAGAUAGGGGUGGUAAACCUAUGGUAGACUCUACCGACACGAGGGAAGAGAUUGAGGAUACCCCAGAAGAGGAUGAGCUUAUCAAUAGGGCUGUGGGCAUUCAUUCUGGUGAUACAUAUGCCGUAGAUACAACACUACAGCAGCUCAGAGCAGAGAUACGAGCUUCAUGCGAGACUUGCCCAUGCCAAAGUCUCUGCUCAUAUAUCGCACACGCGGGCUAUGAAUACAAUCAAUGGCAAC
Phialemonium atrogriseum is the source of this 1180-nucleotide messenger RNA. RefSeq lists its product as uncharacterized. NCBI's taxonomy places the organism in Eukaryota, Fungi, Ascomycota, Sordariomycetes, Cephalothecales, Cephalothecaceae. Gene Ontology annotation, cellular component: nuclear cap binding complex. The transcript has 3 exons. The record is from RefSeq and is a predicted model, not a curated record. Gene Ontology annotation, molecular function: RNA cap binding. Gene Ontology annotation, biological process: mRNA cis splicing, via spliceosome. The coding region runs from base 381 to 947 and encodes 188 amino acids.